AUGGCUCGUAGUUGGCAGCUCUGGCUUUCGCGGCGCCCGUUGCGGCGAACCAAGACUCCCUCCGGACCUCAGAUGCUUUCCCCAAAUGACGCAGCGUUGUACGAGUUCUUGUACGAAAAAAAUGGUCGCCUGACCGUGAAAGAGACUCACUACGCGGACAACCAGACCGUUCGUGAUGGACUCUCUGGACCGCCACUGCAUAUCCAUUUACGACAGACCGAGUACUUCCGGGUCCUGCAAGGCGAAUUGGGAGUUGUCAGAAACGAGAAAAAGGGCGUACUGAGAAAAGAGGAUGGGAUCCUCGUCAUCCCUCCAGGUACUCGGCAUCGAUUCUGGCCCCAUACUCCCAUCAAGCAAGAUCUCAUCUUUCACGUUUGGGCCGAACCCCCAGAUGUCGACCAUGGCUUCGAUGAGAACUACUUACGUAACGCCCUGGGAUAUGUUCGAGAUUGUGCGCAGCAGAAUAUAGCGCCCUCCAUCUUCCAAAUGGCUCUGUUUGGCUGGAGCAGCGAUACCAUUUUCAUCUGUCCCCCUUUCUGGGUGCCAAUAUGGAUCCUGGUGUUCGCUCAAUACGUGGCGGGGCACAUCAUUGGAGGCUUUUUGCUGGGGUAA
This is a messenger RNA of Sodiomyces alkalinus F11, 612 nucleotides long. RefSeq lists its product as hypothetical. The record is from RefSeq and is a predicted model, not a curated record. The transcript is spliced from 3 exons. NCBI's taxonomy places the organism in Eukaryota, Fungi, Ascomycota, Sordariomycetes, Glomerellales, Plectosphaerellaceae. The coding region runs from base 1 to 612 and encodes 203 amino acids.